UUAAAUGUCAUCGAGCAAAACAAACGAAUUUCACAUUCCGCGUGCACUUUCUGUGUGAAGCCGGUAAAUUUUCUUCGCAGAAUGAUAGACACAAGUGUGAUUGUAGGCAUAUCCGCUACUAUUGUAUCGUUUGCGGUGGGAUAUGUCGUCGCAAGACGGUCUCCUCUGGAUGAUAGCAGGUCAGCUUCGGCGGAAAAGCAAGAUACCAAAAACGAGGGAACCGACAAGAUUUUCGCCGACAUGGGUGGAGAGUACAAAAUGGUUCUCGUCGUGCGGAAUGACCUGAAGAUGGGCAAAGGCAAGAUAGCGGCACAGUGUGGCCAUGCAGCCGUUGGAGCGUACGAGAGUGGAGUGCGGAACACGCCGGCAGCGAUCCGAAAGUGGCAGAACGGUGGGCAGGCCAAAAUCGCACUGAAGGUGGAAACCGAAGAGGCCAUGAUGGAAAUUUACCGUACGGCGAAAGCGAACAAGCUCAAUUGCUGCCUAAUACGCGACGCUGGGCGUACGCAGAUUGAACCGAACACUAAAACCGUGCUAGCCGUUGGACCAGCCCCAAACGUGGCCGUGGACAGUGUGACCGGUCAUUUAAAGUUGCUGUAAGAGCUGUCGUUCCCUCAAUACAGUUUGCUUUUAAGAAGCCACCCAAACACAAA
This is a messenger RNA of Anopheles arabiensis, 653 nucleotides long. Its product is annotated as probable peptidyl-tRNA hydrolase 2. The transcript has 2 exons. Gene Ontology annotation, cellular component: cytosol; mitochondrion. The record is from RefSeq and is a predicted model, not a curated record. Gene Ontology annotation, molecular function: peptidyl-tRNA hydrolase activity. The coding region runs from base 82 to 600 and encodes 172 amino acids. Lineage: Eukaryota; Metazoa; Arthropoda; Insecta; Diptera; Culicidae.